UGCAUUGCACACACAUAUCGCGGUUGAAAGUAUGAGAUCGUGACAGUGAACCGUGCGAGUGUGAACGUCAAACCGCAACACACAAACAUCGUCGAUUCGGAAACAUUCUCACCGAAGCGACGCAGACAUUUAAAUGAAAAACGCGAACAUUGUUUACAGUCGAUCGGAAAGAGCAUUUGCAUUAAGUUCAGUAUUGUGUGUGCCGUUGUAAUGUUAAGAGGUCGUGUGCUCUCUGUAUCUACUAUCGCGGCAGUAAGAAUGAUUUUUGUAUGUCGACGCGCGCGCGCAGACUAUCAUUACAAUUUGCGUAAAGUGAUUAUUCAGUGAUUUUUUCGACUCUUCCGAAUGAAGAUUAUAUACAUUUGGUGAUAGACAUUGAUGGUUCCAGUGGUUACACAGCGAAUAAAACAUUUGAAAUUAAAACAAAGUUCAAUUUUGAAUGGAAAAUAUUAGAACAGAAAAAAAAACAUAAUAACCAUUUAAGGCUAAAAAAAUUCGUAAAGUCUUCGAAUUUAAAGAGAUAAAUUUAAAUACAUUAGAAAUAUAACACGCGAGUGAACAAAAAAAAUUGUUGAGAGUUUUUUCCUUUUACUUGAAACAUGAACGAAGAGUAAAUUAUCGCAAAUCAAAAGGUUUCAUUACAUCGCUUUAAAUAUCAAGUAUCACAUUCGAAUUUAAAUUGAAAAAGAAACCACUGUGAAACCACACAGAAAACAUUUACAAUGUGGGACCAAAUCAUUGAGUUCGUGUUCAGCGUUCAACUUAUAGCGUUGAUUUUAAUUCUGAUUGGCCUGUAUGCGCUAUUGUGGUGGAGCAUUGACAAUUUCAAGUCGAUCGUUCAAAUUAUCAGAAGUUUUUUGGUGCCAUACUUUCAACCACAGGAAGAUGUGCCGCUCAGCGAAAAAUUCGGCAAUUGGGCAGUGGUAACCGGCUCCACCGAUGGCAUUGGUCGCGAAUACGCUAAACAAUUGGCCAAACGAGGCAUUAAUAUUGUACUCAUUUCAAGAACGAAAUCAAAGCUAAUUGAAGUAGCCAACGAAAUUGAAUCAUUAUAUCCAGUGAAGACAAAAUACAUCGUCGCCGAUUUUAGCCAUGGCAAAGAAAUCUACGAUGAAAUUGAGAAACAACUCAGUGGCAUUCCUGUCGGUAUAUUGGUGAACAAUGUCGGCCGAAUGUAUGACUAUCCCGAUGAAUUGGGCAAGCUAACACCAGACUUCCUAUGGAGUAUGCUCAACAUAAACAUGGGCGCUGUAACGAUGAUGACACGAAUGUUGGUCAAUGACAUGAAACAACGCGGUAAAGGUGCAAUCGUAAAUAUAUCAUCUGGUAGCGAAUUACAACCAUUACCCUAUGCUGCUGUUUAUGGCGCAUCCAAAAUUUAUGUCAAGAAUUUUACAUUGGCCAUUCAGCAUGAGUUUGCACCGUACGGUAUAUCUGUUCAGUCGAUAACGCCGCUAUACGUGCGCACAAAAAUGAACAAUUACUCGACCACCGUCAUGAAGGGAAAUGUAUUCUGUCCCGAUGUGGAAACGUAUACUCGGUCAGCGGUUGCCACCUUAGGUAGAACCAAUGAAACCACUGGAUAUUGGAUUCAUGGCCUUCAGUAUGCAACAUGCAAAUUAGUACCGACGUGGGUUCGAACGAUAAUUGGGGCAAAGUUGAAUGAGAAAUUCCGUGAUGAAUACUUUGCGCAGCAAAAACCACAAGAUUGCAAAUAAUGCAUGACCAUACGAAGGCCAUCGACGACGAUGACCAUGCCGGAAUAUGAAUUUAAAUGGAUUUUUGGAAUUUCAUCAGAACAUUUAGACUUGAAGUGUGUAUAAUGAUAAUGCUGGCAACAUUGUAAAUACCUAUGAACUGAUAUAUAAUUUGUUGUUGCUGCUCUGAGUUCGUCAAAUUUGCUAGACAAAUCAAAUUUGCUCGAUACUCAUUGAAACAUUGCGACAUCAUUCUUCACCGGCCGAUUAAAACAAUCCUCAUUUUGCAAAGAAUUUUCUCGACACUUUUUUGUCGGUAAAAUUGAAUAGGUCUAUUAUAUCUCAUUAAACAAACAUCGUGUGUGGAGUGUCUCACAAAUUACUUUAAACGAAAAAAAAAACGAAGAGAAAUACCAUAAGUAUAUUGAAUGUAAAAUACUGACUAUUAUGUGUUCGCUGUUCCGAUAUUUUCGCCAUAUGCAAUUGACAUUUAAAAAGGAAUUUCUAUAAUAGGAUGGGAGCAAUGGGUACAGCAUUUCAUUUAGAAUCUAGAAUCGUUUCAUUUAUUAUUGUUUUGCUUCUUUGCUUUUGUUUUGUUACAUAAAAAGUAAAUAUAUACAAUAUUUUAAUUACAAGAAAAAGUAUUCGAAACUCAAUUGGGCGCGUAAUAAAAAAAAAUAGAAUAAAAUAAAUUAAGUUAUCAACAACCUA
Sitodiplosis mosellana (orange wheat blossom midge) is the source of this 2408-nucleotide messenger RNA. Its product is annotated as hydroxysteroid dehydrogenase-like protein 1. Gene Ontology annotation, molecular function: oxidoreductase activity. The transcript has 6 exons. Gene Ontology annotation, cellular component: endoplasmic reticulum. Lineage: Eukaryota; Metazoa; Arthropoda; Insecta; Diptera; Cecidomyiidae. The record is from RefSeq and is a predicted model, not a curated record. Bases 723 to 1718 code for a protein of 331 amino acids.